GCCGCUGACGUGAAAAAUUAAAGAGAAAUGUCAAAGUGUGAACCAACAAACGCCGAAAAUGUCUGAAGAAACAAAUUCAAACAUAACAAUGAAAAUUGAACCAAUUGAAUCUUUUCAAAUGGAACAAGAAUUUGAUGAUUAUCCUCAAGUGAAACAAGAAUUUGAUGAUUAUGAGAAUAUGCUAGAAAAUGAUGAAGUUUGUCUACAGCGAUUUUUAAAAUCUGAAGUUACAAUAGACGAUGAAAUAAAACAAGAAACUAUUGAUGACCUUGAUGCAACUACUAGCACAAACGAAGCAAGUUUAGAUCAGGAAACAUACAACUCAGAACAACUCCUUAAAAGAAAACAAAACUUGGAGAAACAUAAAAUUGUUCAUAAUAAAAAACGCUUACAUAAAUGUGAGGUAUGCAAUAAAACGUUCAAAGAAAAAAAAGCAUUAGUAGUACAUGAAAGGAUCCAUACUGGAGAACGCCCUUUUCAGUGUGAUAUAUGUAAUAAAACCUUCAGAGAAAAAAAAGCACUAAGGUUUCACAAAAUGACUCACACAGAUCUACACUUAAAAUGUAAAAUAUGCCUGAAAAAUUUCAAAACCCAAAAGGCAUUAAAUAUACAUGUAAAUCAUCAUACCCAAGAAAAUCCUACAUGCGAAUAUUGCAAUAAAGCAUUUUCAAACAAGGGGAGAUUGAAACAACACAUAAGGUUACAUACCGGGGAAAGGCUCUAUAAAUGUGAAAUAUGUGGUAAAGGAUUCAUUAGGCCGGAGUCGCUGAAAACUCACAAACUAAUCCAUACUGGAGAGCUCCACCAUGAGUGUGAUAUUUGCCAUAAAAAGUUUGCACUAUUACAUGUCUUGACAAGACAUUUGUUAGUGCACAAGGAAGAUCGCCCUCACAAAUGUGGAAUAUGCAAAAUAACAUUUAAACUAUCGCAUCAUUUAACGAGACAUUUAUUAACACACACAGGAGAACGACCAUAUAAGUAUGAGGUAUGCAAUAUGGGAUUUAAACAAUCGGCACAUUUAAAAAAACAUUCAUUUGUGCAUACUGAAGAACGCCUUUUUAAAUGUGAGACAUGUAAUAAAGCAUUCAAAGCACAAUUUGCAUUAAAAAGACAUGAAUUGACGCAUGAUUGAUACUUAGUAAAGAGUUCUUUAAAAAGAAUCCUUGAAUUCGCUUUUAUUUACUUAAUAUAUUAAUAACAAUAUAUGAUCAACGCUACUGACAUAGAUGAACAAGCAUAAGUAGAUUGCAAACAAGGCCGUUUUGACGUUGCAUCAAUUUUAUUUCUUUCAGCAUAUCAAAGAGGUCACCACCAACUGUAGCAUGUAAAUUUACUCUUAGGUUCAAUUCUAGAUAAGAUUUAUAUAAAUAUAUAAUAAUAGAUAAACAAGUAUAAAUAGAUGGCAAACAUGACCGCUUUGAUCUUAUAUCAACUGUAAUUCUUUCAGUAUUUAAUAGAAGUCACCACCAACCGAAGCAUGUAAAUUUACCUUUAGGUUCAAUUCUAGAUAAGAUUUAUAUAUCAUAGAGUUCGCCACCAACCGUAGCUCUCAUACCAUAGACCUGCCUCCAGGCAGACUUCCAUUUAUUAUUAUUAUUAUUAUAUGAUCAAUU
This is a messenger RNA of Ctenocephalides felis (cat flea), 1613 nucleotides long. RefSeq names its product zinc finger protein 708-like. Lineage: Eukaryota; Metazoa; Arthropoda; Insecta; Siphonaptera; Pulicidae. The coding region runs from base 59 to 1132 and encodes 357 amino acids. The record is from RefSeq and is a predicted model, not a curated record. The transcript has 2 exons.